Cajanus cajan (pigeon pea) is the source of this 1125-nucleotide messenger RNA. The record is from RefSeq and is a predicted model, not a curated record. NCBI's taxonomy places the organism in Eukaryota, Viridiplantae, Streptophyta, Magnoliopsida, Fabales, Fabaceae.
AUGGCACAAGACAACCACAGUCACCGUGAGAUCAGUGCUUCUGGAAUGCAAGACCUUGUGUCUUCCAUGGAAGCAGUUAGCGUAAGGAAUCCUUAUGGAUAUGUGGAUGAAGCUGCGUUGCACCGCAUGAGGAUUAUUGGAGCUGCUAAUCAGGUGCAUGUGCACCACCAUCCUAUUGCAUGUGUUUUAGGCUCACCAAACUAUCAUCCUCGUUGGAGACGCAUGGCUUCAUUGGCAAAGGAACCAGAAGGACGCCGUACACUUCUCCGCAUCAUCCAUGAUGCCACACCCCAUCAAAUCAACAUGAUCGGACAAAACCUGGAGGAUCAUUUAUACUACUUGAUGAAAGACCCUUGUGGCAACCUCAUCAUUCACAAGCUUUUUCUAUCAACCGAUGUUACCAUUGCUCAAAUGAAGACUCUUCUCUUAUACUUCAUUGCCAUGGAUAACCAAAAGCUGAAAGACGUCUGCACGGAUCAUCAAGGAAUUCAGGCUAUUAAGAUGAUGCUGGAGAACAUCGAAACCCAAAACUUUGCACUAGCAUUUAUUUAUGCUAUGGAGCCCAUCAUUGUGGAAUUGAUGAAAAAUGUCAAUGGUAGUUAUGUCAUUCAGCAGUGCCUGAAGCGUUUUCCACCCAAGUGGAACUAUGUAAUUUUGGAUCAAGCAGCAGAGAACUGCGUUGAAAUUGCACGAGAUGCAUACGGAUGUUGUGUUAUUCAAAAAUGUAUGGAACAUGUUGAGGGAAGAUCUAACUCGCAACUGAUUGAUGAAAUAAUCUCAAAUGCCGAGGUCUUAGCACAAGAUCCAUACGGAUAUGUUGGACUAUCAAUGAACAAGUAUGCCAGCAAUGUGGUGGAGGGUCUCUUAAAAUUUUCCGAAAUGAAGCAUGCUGCAUUUAUAGUUCUGGAGCUUAUGUACAACCUUAAAUUUCUGAAUGUUACUAUGGAUCCUUUCGGAAAUUAUGUUGUCCAAACAGCAUUGAAAUGCACUGAGGGCAUAUUGCAUGAAAGUCUUUGUGACGUCAUUUUAACCAAUUAUGAAUAUCUGCAGAGCGAUCUUUAUGGGCAAAGGGUGGUAGCAUCUGCCAUAGCAUCCCAGAUCUAUGUACUCAAAGUGUCUAUAUAA